Molecule: messenger RNA, 770 nt
Organism: Argentina anserina (silverweed cinquefoil)
Lineage: Eukaryota; Viridiplantae; Streptophyta; Magnoliopsida; Rosales; Rosaceae
Product: mavicyanin-like
Exons: 2
Coding region: 25-573 (182 amino acids)
Cellular component (GO): plasma membrane
Molecular function (GO): electron transfer activity
Source: RefSeq, a predicted model, not a curated record
CUAGUACUCUCAUUUCUUAGAGCCAUGGCUUCCGUGAUCAGAGCCUUGGCUGUGUUGGUGGCGACGAUGGCCGUGGUGCUGCAGGUUUCAAAUUCCACUGUACACAAGGUUGGAGACUCGGCUGGAUGGACCACCAUGGGAAAUGUCAACUACAAAGAAUGGGCUGCUACUGAGAGCUUCCGAGUUGGAGACGUUAUCAAAUUCACAUACAAUGCUCAGUUUCACAAUGUACUUCGAGUUACACAUGCCAUGUACAGGUCCUGUAAUGCUACAGUCCCCUUGGAAUCCUACAGCACCGGUAACGACUCCAUCGCAAUCAAGACCAAAGGCCACCACUUCUUCAUUUGCGGUGUUCCCGGUCACUGUCAAGCCGGUCAGAAAGUCGACAUCCAUGUCCUCAAUGUAUCAGUCGCUGUAACUCCUUCUGCAUUACCUGCUCCUACUCCAACUACUGCCGCCAAGACUCCCGCACCAUCUCCAAGUACGGCUGCUCCGCACAAGUUUGUGAAGGGACAAUUUGCGUUGCUAGGAUUGUUUACAGUUGCAACUCUCGCAUUUGUUGUUUCUGGUUAAGAGUUGGUUGGUGUGUCCCUCAAGUUUCUUGACUGCUUUAUUAUGAGCAUUUGAGUUUUGUUUUUUAAUUACUAUAUUGGUGCGAAUAGUAGUGAAAUUUUGGUUCUUGAAAUAUGAGAGGAGCUAGAGUGUACGGGUAUAAUGGAUUACAACAGUUUCAAAUAAAUUUCAGUAAAAAAUCUCCGUUUAUCCUUUCA